Molecule: messenger RNA, 2797 nt
Organism: Nomascus leucogenys (northern white-cheeked gibbon)
Lineage: Eukaryota; Metazoa; Chordata; Mammalia; Primates; Hylobatidae
Gene: SMARCD2
Product: SWI/SNF related, matrix associated, actin dependent regulator of chromatin, subfamily d, member 2
Exons: 12
Coding region: 264-1931 (555 amino acids)
Biological process (GO): regulation of transcription by RNA polymerase II
Cellular component (GO): SWI/SNF complex; nucleus
Source: RefSeq, a predicted model, not a curated record
CAAACCUCCAGAGGCCGGGGACGGAGGGCGGGCCCGCAGCAGAUCCUGGAUCCGGAAUCUCCCGGGCAGGAGCGGAAUCUGUCCCGAACCGGGUCUGUGAGGAGCUCGCGAUCUUGGAUUAGGAAAUCCCGGAGCCCGGAUCGACAAAUCCCGGAACCCGGAAUUAAGAUCGCCAAGUCCCGGAUCGCGGAGCACAGAGCGCGGAGUGGACUCGACGCGGAGCCCGGAGUCCGGAUCGCGGCACCGCGGGACGGGACGGAGCGAUGUCGGGCCGAGGCGCGGGCGGGUUCCCGCUGCCCCCGCUGAGCCCUGGCGGCGGCGCCGUGGCCGCGGCCCUGGGAGCGCCGCCUCCCACCGCGGGACCCGGCAUGCUGCCGGGACCGGCGCUCCGGGGACCGGGUCCGGCAGGAGGCGUGGGGGGCCCCGGGGCCGCCGCCUUCCGCCCCAUGGGCCCCGCGGGCCCCGCGGCGCAGUACCAGCGACCUGGCAUGUCACCAGGGAACCGGAUGCCCAUGGCUGGCUUGCAGGUGGGACCCCCUGCUGGCUCCCCAUUUGGUGCAGCAGCUCCGCUUCGACCUGGCAUGCCACCCACCAUGAUGGAUCCAUUCCGAAAACGCCUGCUUGUGCCCCAGGCGCAGCCUCCCAUGCCUGCCCAGCGCCGGGGGUUAAAGAGGAGGAAGAUGGCAGAUAAGGUUCUACCUCAGCGAAUCCGGGAGCUUGUUCCAGAGUCUCAGGCGUACAUGGAUCUCUUGGCUUUUGAGCGGAAGCUGGACCAGACCAUUGCUCGCAAGCGGAUGGAAAUCCAGGAGGCCAUAAAAAAGCCUCUGACGCAAAAGCGAAAGCUUCGGAUCUACAUUUCCAAUACGUUCAGUCCCAGCAAGGUGGAAGGCGAUAGUGCAGGAACUGCAGGGACCCCUGGGGGAACCCCAGCAGGGGACAAGGUGGCUUCCUGGGAACUCCGAGUGGAAGGAAAACUGCUGGAUGAUCCUAGCAAACAGAAGAGGAAGUUUUCUUCAUUCUUUAAGAGCCUCGUCAUUGAGCUGGACAAGGAACUGUACGGGCCUGACAAUCACCUGGUGGAGUGGCACCGGAUGCCCACCACCCAGGAGACAGAUGGCUUCCAGGUAAAACGGCCUGGAGACCUCAACGUCAAGUGCACCCUCCUGCUCAUGCUGGAUCAUCAGCCUCCCCAGUACAAACUGGACCCCCGAUUGGCAAGGCUGCUGGGAGUGCACACGCAGACGAGGGCCGCCAUCAUGCAGGCCCUGUGGCUUUACAUCAAGCACAACCAGCUGCAGGAUGGGCACGAGCGGGAGUACAUCAACUGCAACCGUUACUUCCGCCAGAUCUUCAGUUGUGGCCGACUCCGUUUCUCCGAGAUUCCCAUGAAGCUGGCGGGGUUGCUGCAGCAUCCAGACCCCAUUGUCAUCAACCAUGUCAUUAGUGUGGACCCUAACGACCAGAAGAAGACAGCCUGUUACGACAUUGAUGUGGAGGUGGACGACCCACUGAAGGCCCAAAUGAGCAAUUUUCUGGCCUCUACCACCAAUCAGCAGGAGAUCGCCUCCCUUGAUGUCAAGAUCCAUGAGACCAUUGAGUCCAUCAACCAGCUGAAGACCCAGAGAGAUUUCAUGCUCAGUUUUAGCACCGACCCCCAGGACUUCAUCCAGGAAUGGCUCCGUUCCCAGCGCCGAGACCUCAAGAUCAUAACUGAUGUGAUUGGAAAUCCUGAGGAGGAGAGACGAGCUGCUUUCUACCACCAGCCCUGGGCCCAGGAAGCAGUAGGCAGGCACAUCUUUGCCAAGGUGAGGCUCUGCCCUGUUUUCCCUCCUUUGGCUGUGAGUAGCAAAGGCCUGAGCCACUUGGUUUCUCCCUUUUCCAGGUGCAGCAGCGAAGGCAGGAACUGGAACAGGUGCUGGGAAUUCGCCUGACCUAACUGCUCAGGGAUCUUUCUUCCCAGCCCUGGAGCCUGGAGGGAGACCACCCUCUGGGUCCUUGCUGGGGCCGCAGACACGUAGGCUGGGGUGAGAAGUGUCUGCUGUCACCCUCUACUCCCCAGCUUUAGUUUUAUAAAUGUAGUGAUAGGAUUCCUUGUUGCUUGGUCCCCAAAGCCUUAUACUUUUUGCAUUGGCUUUAACUGGGUUCAGCAGAUGCCUCCUCUGCCCCCCUGCAGGCAGGCCCAAGUAGGACUGCUGGAGGCUGCUUUGACAUUGUAACAGACAUUUCCGAACCAAAGGCUGCUGGGUUUGCAUGUUUACAGACUCCCCCUGGGGCGAGGGUCAGAGCUGGCUCUGGGGAGCUGGGCUAGGAAGAGGAGGUGCAGCCCAGACUCUUCGAAGCUAGGCUUUCUAAACCAAAGUUCUUUGCCAUUCCUACAAGCCCAGGCUUGCUGCUGGUUUUUUCCUUUCCAUUGGGUAUUUGCACUAUUUUGGGAGCAAGUUUUCUAUGUGGGAGCCACUUUUUUUGUACAGGGGUAAGUUGGGGGUUUUCAGGGAGCCCUGUUAGGUGCCUCCUUGUUUUCUUUCCUCAAUCUAUGCAAGCGGCUCUGGCCGCCAUCAUCUCCAGGGAUGCCAGAGGGCUGCCUCUCCAGCAGCUUGGGCCAGGGAGGGGACACUCCAGUUCUCUAGCAUGGCCUGAGGUAUGGGUGUGCGCAUGUGGAGGCCAGGGUAAGGUGAAUGGGGAGGCUGGGAGGACUGGUGUUGCCCUUUGGAGCUUGGUGAGGAGGGUGGGCCUAGGGCUUGGCGAGUGCCACUUCUGGCAGGUUUGGAAAUUUCCAAAUAAAUCCUUUUGUCUAUUG